Messenger RNA from Encephalitozoon romaleae SJ-2008, 1023 nucleotides. Its product is annotated as WD40 domain-containing protein. Gene Ontology annotation, molecular function: protein binding. The coding region runs from base 1 to 1023 and encodes 340 amino acids. The transcript has a single exon. The record is from RefSeq and is a predicted model, not a curated record. NCBI's taxonomy places the organism in Eukaryota, Fungi, Microsporidia, Unikaryonidae.
AUGGCGGUACAUCAGAGCACGGAAGAUUCGGAAGAAGAGAUUUCUGGAUUGUCGAGUGAGGAGUGUGAAGUUUAUGAGCCGCAAGCAGAUGAUGAAGAGCUUGAAGUUUCUGAGGAUGCAUACAAUGUUAUGGAAUACAUCUCGCUUGACUGGCCAGCACAGAGUAUUGACAUUUUCAGAGGAUUUACCGUUGUGCUCGGAACAAACCCUCCCGAGGGAAUUACACCUGGGAUGAUAAGCAUUGAUUUGCUUCCAACGAAUGGGAUGAAGAUGCCAGGGAAGAUGAAGAUUUCUAAAAGGAAUGUAAAGGAAUCCUACAACAAGGUUAGAGUGAAUGGAGAGACAAUUUAUUGCCUGUCUGAUAACAAGUUUGUCGUACACAACUCUAAGUUUGAUGAGGUUUAUGUGAGAGAGAUUAACCAGGGGCUUGGGUAUGGACUUUGUUUUGGUAGCACUGGAUGUGUUUUUGGAACAAGAAGUGGAGAAGUAUCUAUGAAUGAUUGGAAUUUCAAUGAGAUUAGCAUGAUAAGUGUUCAUGAGGACUCUAUUGAAGGGCUUUGCUACCAGGACAACAUGAUUUUUUCUGGAUCAUGUGACCACAGUAUCGGGAUUACCGAUAUUAGGGCCAAGAAAAGUGUUUUCCAGAAGAAGUUUGAAUAUGAUAUAAAUGCCGUGGACUUCAAUGGAGACAAUAUGCUUGCUUUUGGAGACGAUAAUGGAGUAAUCCGAUUGAUGGAUAUCAGGAACUACUCGGUGGAAGAAAUUAGCAGGCACAAGACACCCAUCAGCUGUUUGAAGUGGAGGGAUGGCGAUAUUCUUGCUUCUGGAAGUGACGAGCAGGUAUGCAUCUGGGAUAUAUCUCUUGAUCCAGGCGAGGAGGAUGGGUAUCUAUUAUUUGUUCAUCAAGGACAGAAGUUCUAUAAGGACAUUACCUUCUGCAGGGGGGAUAACAACUAUGUUAUUACAACUUCAAUAGAUGGACUCUGUGUCUUCUACCCUAUUUCGUUUGAUCCUGAAGAAUAA